CAUGGAGAUCAUGAUUUGGUGGAGCUAUUUGAUUGUAUUGUCCCAGUUUUGCUCUUCGGAGGCAGCUUCGCUGCUUAGCUCAACAGGUUUGCCGAGGAAUUAUAAACUAUUAAAUACGGAUAAUCAAAAAAUACCGAUAACAAAUGCGGAAGACAACCAAUCUUCAUCAGAAUUAAUUUUAACAUCGAAUAGCCAUUUAAAGCUAAUUGGUAAAAGUUCCUACACCGAUUGGGGGUACCCGAACAAACAAUUGCGUAAGGUGUGCCGAAUACCUGGUUAUUACCUUAAAGACCCUUGGGUGCCCAUUAAGAAAAGGGUGAAGUUAAUCGAGAAACCACGUCGGUUUUUAAAGGGUCUCCGAUCGGCCAUGUAUAAAAAAGCGGAUGUGGAAAAAUGCCAUAAGCCACAAAUGACAGAUGUAUUGGAAUUUUUGGAGUGUCAAGUACGCAGGCAUAUGCGCCUAGAAUUGGCCAUUCCAAAAUAUCCAAAAUUCUCCGGAUAGAUUUGAACUUUCUUAACAUAAUAUGGACAAUGAUAUGUUUUUAACCACAAUAUAUUAACGCUUUGUUAAAUUUGAUUGAUAUCGAUUAUGCGGUUAAACUUAAAUAAACAAUUUAUCUUCAAAUUAAAAAAAUUUAAAAA
Molecule: messenger RNA, 642 nt
Organism: Drosophila ficusphila
Lineage: Eukaryota; Metazoa; Arthropoda; Insecta; Diptera; Drosophilidae
Exons: 2
Coding region: 2-502 (166 amino acids)
Source: RefSeq, a predicted model, not a curated record